This is a messenger RNA of Myodes glareolus (Bank vole), 1576 nucleotides long. It is a transcript of the gene Znf581, whose product is annotated as zinc finger protein 581. Gene Ontology annotation, cellular component: nucleus. The record is from RefSeq and is a predicted model, not a curated record. NCBI's taxonomy places the organism in Eukaryota, Metazoa, Chordata, Mammalia, Rodentia, Cricetidae. Gene Ontology annotation, biological process: regulation of gene expression.
GGCGACCCACCCUCCCUUAGACCCUCGUCUCUCCCUGGGUUUAUAUUUCCCAAAUCCGGUACUGCCAGGUGCUGGCUGUAGGUAGCCAAGGGUCCCCGUUCCUGUGCUGCCCGGACCCGAGAGGCUGAUGCACUGGGUACCAGGCAGGAAAGGAGGAAUCGAGACCCAAGCAACCGCGGAGGGGCGGGGCCCGUUCGGGCGACAUCCCAAUGGGCAGCUUUUCGAAUACUUGCCUGGGAAAUCUCCAAAGGUGGGGGCUGCAGACCUAGAAAGAACUACGGGUGGGGCGUGAAACGGGAGAAUCUAGACAGACCCGCUUUUAGAUCGGAUGGUGGUCAAAAUGCAGGAGAGUCCUGGAGGGCCACAAGAUGACGUGCAUGAUGGCUGGUCGGUGACCUGAGGGCACUCGGGGGAGGGGACAGAGUGAAAGCGACUGCAUGAAUAUAGUGGGUAGUAGGGCCCAGAAGACAGAAGAAAGAUUAUAGGGGCCUUAUGGGGACAUCACAGAGGACCUUGAGUGGAGUACAUAGCAAGAACAGAGUCCUUGUUCCCCUCUCCGGUUCGAUCUCAUAUUCUCUAGCAUCCAUCAGGCCUCAUUUGCAUCUAUGGAUGCUGGUGCUGCUACUUUGCUGCCUCCAGACCUCAGCACUUCCCUCUAUAGAGGCCAUGGAAGGCCCCCUCUCUCGAACAGGUGGGUCUCCAGAACCUGGGCCUUCUUUCUCCACAGGAUCUCCCCACACUUUGUCCCCUCCAAGGCUCAACCAUUAUCCUGUCAUUGACACCCAGUGUGUCCCCUACAUAGUGCUGGUGGAUGAGGAGUCACAGAGGGAGGCUGGGGUCAAUGGGACUUCGGUUCAGAAAAAAUGUUACAGCUGUCCAGUGUGCUUUAGGGACUCUGAGUAAUCUUACCUUCAGCGACACAGCAUUACCCACUUGGAGGUGAAGCCCUUCAAAUGCAACACCUGUGGGAAGGCAUUCAAGUGGGCCAGCCCUCUUGAGCAGAGCUCCAUACACGGGGCAGGUGGUGGUUAGCCCUACAGCUGUUUGUUCUGCCCUCGCUGUUUCCGGGACGAGGGCAAGUUGACCCAGCACAUCAGUGGAUACUCAGGGGACCACCCAUUCCAGUGCCCACAUUGCCUGCGUCGCUUUAUGGAGCGGAACAAAUUACAGAAGCACACUCGGUGGAAGCAACCGCUCCUGGGAUCCCAGGGAUCGAGGGGCUCCUGAAUCUCUCAGACAUGGACCUGAGUUGCAGGCUGGCUUUCAGGGCCAUAGACACAAACCCAGGCCAACCUCUUUGAAGCAAGCCUUGCCUGGAAGAGUCUCUGAGCCGUCAAUACAUCACAGUACUUUGGACCUAUGAUGGGAAUGCACCCUCAGAGAAAACAGCCCUGCACCUUGAACACUGGGAGUCCGGACAGGAGGAAUGAAGGACAGUGUUGCUUGGGAAACUUGCCUCGGAGGUUUUGGUGGGCAGUCAGAAGUCUCCUUUAUUUUGACACUGGCCCUAGACUGGACACCAAAUAAACACCCCACUCUCAAUUAGCACUUCAAUUUUUGAGAUGUCUUAGUUUAC